Messenger RNA from Carica papaya (papaya), 1168 nucleotides. Its product is annotated as protein SRG1-like. NCBI's taxonomy places the organism in Eukaryota, Viridiplantae, Streptophyta, Magnoliopsida, Brassicales, Caricaceae. The record is from RefSeq and is a predicted model, not a curated record.
ACGAAAAAGAACAGAAAUGGAGAAGAAACAAGUGAGUUACAAGUCCAUUCUGGUGCCGAGUGUUCAACAGCUGGCCUCCAGUGACUCCGUAACCACCGUCCCAACCAGAUACCUACGCCCUGAUCAACAAGCAGCCGCCGUCGCUGACGAUCUCUCCGGUCUUCAGAUCCCGGUCAUCGAUUUCCGCAGCUUGCUUUCUGCAGAUUCCAUGGAAUUUGAGUCGUCAAAACUUCAUCAUGCUUGCAGAGACUGGGGUUUCUUCCAGUUAGUAAACCAUGGAGUAAGCUCAUCUUUUGUGGAAAAGGUAAAGAAAGAGAUAAAAGAGUUUUUCAACAUGCCAAUGGAUGAAAAGAAAAAGCUAUGGCAAACUCCCAAAGAAAUCGAAGGAUUUGGACAAGCCUUUGUUGUCUCCGAAGAACAAAAACUUGAUUGGGCUGACAUGUUCUUCAUCACUGUACGACCAAUUGCUUCUCGAAAACCUUACUUGUUCCAAAAUCUCCCACUCUUUUUUAGAGAUACAAUGGAGGAGUACUCAUUACAACUACAAAAUUUAGCUAUGGUAAUGUUAGAAAAGAUAGGAAAAACACUUAAUAUAAAAAAAGAGGAAAUAAAAGACAUGUUUGAAGAUGGAAUUCAAUCCUUCAGGAUGAAUUAUUAUCCUCCUUGUCCUCAACCAGAGAAAGUUAUAGGCCUCUCUCCUCAUUCUGAUUCUGUAGCUCUUACCAUCCUCCUCCAACUUAAUGAAGUUGAAGGUUUGCAAAUAAGGAAAGAUGGUAAAUGGAUUCUUGUCGAGCCUCUCCCAGAAGCAUUCAUUGUCAACAUUGGAGACAUUUUAGAGAUUGUGAGUAAUGGUGUUUAUCGUAGCAUCGAGCAUCGAGUAAUAGUGAAUGUAACGAAAGAGAGGUUGUCAAUGGCCACAUUUUAUAGCACUAGACCUGGCGGAGCAAUCGGGCCAGCACCUAGCUUGAUCAAUGAACAGAAACGAGCAUUAUUUAAGACAGUGACCCUUGAAGAAUACUUUAAAAGAUUAUUUUCUCAUGAGCUUAAUGGAAAAUAUUUCCUUGAUGAGAUGAGAAUUUGAAAUAGUACUUGAUCAUAAUAAAGGCUACAACAAUUAUACAUGUUGUAGUUUCAAUAGGCAAUAUAUAAUAAUAAUAGUUAAUUCCAA